Messenger RNA from Polistes canadensis, 1409 nucleotides. Its product is annotated as soma ferritin-like. Gene Ontology annotation, cellular component: cytoplasm. Gene Ontology annotation, molecular function: ferric iron binding; ferrous iron binding. The record is from RefSeq and is a predicted model, not a curated record. The transcript is spliced from 3 exons. NCBI's taxonomy places the organism in Eukaryota, Metazoa, Arthropoda, Insecta, Hymenoptera, Vespidae. Bases 642 to 1307 code for a protein of 221 amino acids. Gene Ontology annotation, biological process: iron ion transport; intracellular iron ion homeostasis.
GGAAUUUUUUAUUUUACAACGUCUCAAAAGAGAGUAAUUGAAUUUUAAAUUAUCUUUAAACUUUCGGCUCACCUAGUAUUUAUAUUUGUAUGUAUGUAAUACAUGUAUGCACGGUUCGCACGUAUACACGUACUCAUACAUGUAAUACAAAAUUAGAAAUAAGAAUAUAUGUAUAAAUGCAUAUGUCAUUGUUAUCUACGAUUCUGCGACGUAUAAAAAAAAUGCCAAUCCGUAUAGCUUUCGCUUUCAUUCUCGAUUGAAACCAUAAUCCAUAAUGAUCGUUUAAAAGGAAAUUAUAAUAGUCGAAAUACGUACGUAUGUAAUAAAAAUAAAAAUAUUAAAAAGUGCUAAUGUAAGGAAACAGAUGUUACAAAGUCAAUUUGACCCAAAUGUCGAGGAUUAAAUUUAUGUAAAAAAAAAAAAAAAAAAAACAAAUAUGUUGGCAGUGUUGCGAAGACGCAACUGUCUAUGUAAAUUAAAAAUUAAAAUAUGUCUAAUUAAAGAUGGUCAAUUAUUUCGAAAGUAAGCUUCUAAGUAAUCGUAAUAAAUGUAAAUAUAUAGUUUAAAUUAUUAUUCUUUUCACACGCAAUCGUGCGUUAUCAAAUUUUAGUAACUUUUUAAAUACUAAUAUUCAACGGGAUAUGACUACAACGAUUUUGAAAGAAAAUUCAAAUAAAAAUUUGCUCGAUGACAAUGCCAUCUGUAUCGAUAAACCAAUGGAAUGGCCGACCGGGAAAAGAAGUCAUUUCAAAUUUCACGAAGAGACCGAAGCUGCUAUGAAUAAACAAAUAAAUGCUGAAUUUAAGGCUUUUUAUUAUUACUUAUCUAUGGCCGCAUAUUUUGGGCGCGUAGACGUUGCAUUGCCAGGUUGCGAGUCAUUUUUUAUGCAAAUGCAUCAAGAAGAGCAUGAGCAUGCUUUGCAAUUUAUCGAUUAUGUUAAAAUGCGCGGCGGCCAAAUAGAAUUGUGUCCGAUUUUACCACCAGUUGAUCCUGAUUGGAAGUGCCCUCUUCGUGCAUUUAAAACUGCCCUGGGACUUGAGAUAGAAGUCAGCGAAAAAUUGGUCGAUGUAAAUGCAACAGCUGAAAAGCAUGGUGAUUUAAACGCAAGUGAUUUCAUUGUCACGGGUUUUAUGGAAAAUCAAAUGAAAAGCGUCAAUGAAAUGGCAAGAUUCGUAACAAUUUUAUCAGGCAUAGGGGAUCAAGCAUUGGCACGUUUUAUUUUCGAUAAGGAUUUGCUCGAUAAUCAUGUAUCGUCGGAAUUUAACGUUUUUAAAAAAAGACUACAUUUGAAGAUAAAUCAGAAGUAAAAGAUUAAAGUCGUUCAUCUUUGAUAGUUUUUUUGUUGCGUACCUAAUUAUAACUUUUGUACGCUUGUAUAUAAAUGCGUGUGUGCAUUAUACAUAUUAGAA